CUCCAAUCUCCAUCGUGGAUCUCUUGCCUACCACACUUCCUUGUUUCCCCCACCUUCAUCAACUUGCGUAGCUUUCACCCUCUUUAGCCGCCAUUGAUUUGAUCCCCCACCACACCUUCAAAGAACCAUAUAAAGAAGGGGUUCCAGCCAUGGUGGAACUAGCUAGCUAGUGUGGGAGAGAGAUCGAGUGACUAAAGAUCAUCAUCAUGAAGAUGGUAGUGGUGGCCGAGUGUGGUCUGAGGGUUGGAACCGUGGUGGCUCUGGUUCUGGCGGCAUGUCUGGUCGGACUGGAUUCUCAGACGAAAUACAUCUUGUUUCUCGACAAAACGGUCACAUACAAGAACUUGAACUCUCUCAUAGCUUUGGUGUACGUGGAUAUAGCGGCUGCUGCUUAUAACUUGACUCGACUUGUGUUAACGCUAUUAAUGGGGGGAUAUCGACGGUCAAGGUCGCCGUCGUCGGAGACUUCGUUGAAUGCUCCCAUCGUGUCCUGGGGUUGCUACUUCUUAGACCAGAUGGGGGUGUACGUGACGUUUGUGGCGACAUUAGCAGCUCUGCAACAAUGUUCACUAGUGAUGACGGGGCAAAAAGAGCUGCAAUGGCUGAAGUGGUGCAACAAGUUCACCAGAUUCUGCCUUCAGAUCGGCGGCGGCCUCUUCUGCAGCUUUAUAGCCUGCAUUCUCAUGGCACUAAUUUCCUUCAUAUCGGGGUUCCACUUGUUCAGACUCUACUCUCCAACCCGCUUCCUCCGCCUCAAGGAGAUCACGACCCCUCCGCCGGCAACGGCCACGGUGAAAACAUUAUUUAAUUAAUUUGUCACAAUAAUGUAAAACAAUUAUAAAAUGUGUAUUAUUGUUGACUGGUUUAAUUUGAUUCUCUAACUUGACAAUAUAUACCACAUGCAGUUGGAACAAAGACAUUAGGUGAAU
This is a messenger RNA of Linum trigynum, 929 nucleotides long. The record is from the annotation of a GenBank genome assembly. NCBI's taxonomy places the organism in Eukaryota, Viridiplantae, Streptophyta, Magnoliopsida, Malpighiales, Linaceae.